This is a messenger RNA of Aedes albopictus (Asian tiger mosquito), 1977 nucleotides long. RefSeq lists its product as uncharacterized. Gene Ontology annotation, molecular function: zinc ion binding; nucleic acid binding. The record is from RefSeq and is a predicted model, not a curated record. NCBI's taxonomy places the organism in Eukaryota, Metazoa, Arthropoda, Insecta, Diptera, Culicidae. The coding region runs from base 520 to 1683 and encodes 387 amino acids. The transcript has 2 exons.
UCCCAGUUACAUUGAAGAAAUUGUGCUUUGGUGUGGUUUGCUGCUACUUUUGCUGCCCAGCCCAUUUUCAUUACUGAGAGUCGUCCACCACGAGAUUGCCACCGUCGCCUUCAAAGUCGUUGCCAUCGCCACCAUCGUCGCCGCCACCAAAUUCGCCACCGCCAGCAUUCUCAUCAUCUCUAACACGAUCGACACGAGCAUUGUCGGGUUCGCCAUUGUUAACCCAAGCCGUUUUUCAAUAAAAGUAUUGAGUGCAACAAGAUCAUCUACCCAUCGACCUGGCAGUAAAUCAGGAGUUUUUCUCUUGUGUGCAUUACAUCUUUAAAGAAAGGUGAGUGAUUUUGACUUAACCGUCAUAGAUAUUCGCACAGUAAAACGACAUCAUCGUGUGUUGCGGUUUUUUAUAUAGAGAUUGAGUGCGUCAAAAUCAGUGUAGUUACUGGAAAAUUGUAAUAUCAAUCUGCUCUGUUUUAUCCAGGUUUCUACCGUAAAAUAUUACAACGAUCGUGUUGAAGAACGAUGUCGACGUUCAUCGGUUCUGUUGAGCCCUAUGUAGUAGGCACAUCUUUUAGCGAUUACGCGGAACGUUUGCAGCACGUUUUCAAUUACAAUAGAGUGCCUGAAGUAAAUCGCAAAUCGCUGUUCAUCACUGUCAGUGGAGCAGCAGUUUUUUCCGAAUUAAAGAAGCUUUAUCCCGGUACGGACCUUGACACAUUAUUGUACAAUGACAUCAUUGUCAAAUUGAAGAACAGAUUCGACAAAAAGGAAAGAACAAUGGUACAAAAGGCGCUUUUUUACGAGCGAUGUCAGCGUAGAGAUGAACUAGCUGAGGACUUUAUCCUUGAUGUUAAACUUCUGGCAGAAAACUGUGGUUUUGGUGUGAUGAGGGAUUCAAUCAUACGCGAUAGGUUGGUUUUGGGAGCCUAUGAUAAAAAAGUGCGUGAACGCUUACUUGAAGAAGGUGAACCUUCUCUAGAAGAAACAGAACGGAUUCUCAUUGCCCGGGAACAGAUGGCUCGUAGUUCGUUGCGGAUGGAGCAAACAGGUGAUAGAGUGAGUGCUAUAGAAAGACCCAGCGUACAUAACCAUCGUGAUGAUUAUUCAAGUAGAACCUGGGAUCAUCGUAAUGGAAGGAGAGAAGUGUAUCCGCACCGUAGUCGUCGUGACCAGGAUCGCUAUAGCUAUCCCAGCAGGAGUCGUUCAAGAUCUGGACAGCGUUGGAGGAGUAGCAAUGCCAAGAGCGUGUUAUGCAGUUAUUGCAAGAUUAGAGGUCAUGUGCGAAAGAACUGCUUCAAGCUUCAACGAUCCCGUCAGUCGAUUCGUUUCGUGGGAGACGAUGUUUCUACGAAGGAAUCCGGAUUCGAUUUCAAGAGGUUAGGACAACCGAACAACAUUAGCGAUUCUGAAGAGGAUUUGGAUUGCAUGUCUAUCACUGUUGGAGCACAGGUAAAUAAACCAGUUUUUAUACAUACGAAAAUCAAUGGGUUAGGUUUUGAUAUGGAGAUGGACAGUGGAUCUGCUGUAUCGGUGGUAGGUGAACAAAUAUAUAGGAAACAUUUUUAUAAAUUGCCUCUUAAAGUAUGCAGACGACGGUUAUCUGUAGUUGACGGAGCCAGAUUGGAAAUAUUGGGUGUUUUAGAAGUCACUGUUUCAAUGAGAAGCAUGAUUGCUGACGUAACAUAAGUAAUUUUGAAAGGCAAAACAAAUUUUGUGCCACUUGUUGGACGAGACUGGCUUGACGUAUUCUUCAAUGGAUGGAGAACAAAUUUUUUACAAAUAGACAAUAUUAACAAUGUGAGUGAAAAGGACGAGAAAGCUGAAGUGAUUGAGGACAUAAAACUAAAGUAUAAAGAUAUAUUUAGCAAAGAUUUGUCUGUACCAAUUCAAGGGUUUGAAGGAGAACUGUCUAUGCGGGAAACUGCACCGAUUUUCAAAAAAGCAUACACUGUGCCUCUACGUCUGAAAGACAAAGUUAUU